This is a messenger RNA of Gavialis gangeticus (Gharial), 4143 nucleotides long. RefSeq names its product cutA divalent cation tolerance homolog (gene CUTA). The transcript is spliced from 6 exons. Gene Ontology annotation, biological process: response to metal ion. NCBI's taxonomy places the organism in Eukaryota, Metazoa, Chordata, Crocodylia, Gavialidae. The record is from RefSeq and is a predicted model, not a curated record. Gene Ontology annotation, molecular function: copper ion binding. Bases 60 to 551 code for a protein of 163 amino acids.
AGCCCCGGCAGGUGGAGAAGGGCAGCCCAGGCAGGCUGCAUGCUGCCAGGGGGUGCAGGAUGAAAAUGGACUGGCUCUCCCAGCGCUGCCAGGUGCCGGCUGUCCAGAGCUGCUCCCGCCCGGGAUGCUUCACUUUGCUGCUGGCCGUGUCUCUGUCUUUGCUGAUGUACCCAGUGCUGAAAAGUCUGGCCCUUCAGCUGCACUCUGCAGUCACUGGCAGCUACAUCUCUGGAGCCCACUCCAUCGCUUUCAUCAACUGCCCCAAUGAACAAAUUGCAAAGGAUAUUGCAAGGGCCAUUAUGGAUAAGAAGCUGGCUGCCUGCGUGAACAUCUUGCCAAGGUCCUCAUCCAUGUAUUUUUGGAAAGGGGAGAUCGAGGAAGCCACUGAAGUCCUGCUAUUGGUGAAAACAAGGACAUCGAAAAUCCCCGAGUUAUCGGACUAUGUCAGAUCCAUGCAUCCUUUUGAAAUUCCUGAAUUUAUCAGCCUGCCCAUUGACCAAGGAAACCCUCUCUAUUUAAAAUGGAUUGAAGAAGGCAUCCCAGACAAAUAGUUGGAACGGACCACUUGAUUAUCCUUCUCAGGACACAUACCUGCCCAGCUUUUCCUUCCUGGGAGGAAUAGAAGAGGUUUGCUUUGCCGGUCUGUUCUCUGUUGAGCGCAGGUGGGAGCGGCACAGAUGCAAGGAAGGAAGCAGAGCUUCCCUGGGGGUUGUUGGUAGCGCACACGCUCGGCAUUUGGGAUAGAAGUGAAGACCUGCUUGAAAUACAGAUUAAUGAACACCCCGUGUCUGCGUGAACCUGCGCUCCACAGAGGGGCUGCCACACGGGACAUGGGAAGAGCUGGGGCUCGGGUCCGGAGUUGGGAAGGAUCAGGGCCAUGGGGGCUCUGUGGCUUUUCUGGCUGGCACCCGGGAGGCUGCUGGCCACCCCAUCUAGCCGUCUUCCUUGCAGGGGGAGGAUUGAAGCUAAAGAAAGAAGAAGGUCCUGCUUCCCAAGUGAAAGCAGAUCAGGCUCCGGCAGGUGCACCAAAAUCCAGGGCAACGUUCAAAACCAGAUAGACGUCCCGAGUGCUGGCUACGCAGCCUUUGGGAAAGGGGCCCAGAUGGCGCAAACAACCUCCGCUGGGCAGAGGAGAAAGCUGGGAUGGGAACACAAGGGGUGUCUGAAACAAACACUUUUCACCCUGAUAAAGCCUGGCAGUGCAGAGGGACGUUCAGGUUUUAAUAGGAUCGACUGCUUGUAAUAGGUUUGGUCUGCUACGGUGUAAGUUAUGGAGCAGUAUUUAGUCACUUAUAUCAGAUGCAUUAAUAAGCAAGAGUACAUCUUACUUCUGGAGGCCGGCUUGCUCCUGUCGCCUCUUACGGGAAACAGGAGGGUGUUUGGGUUGAACCUGGAUUUCACCAGGGAAGAGAAGCAUUAGUAGGGUUGGAGGGUACAUGCGCCAAGGCCCCUCUGUGUCCACUGUCGACUUCUUUUUAGGCGUUGUGAAUGUUUCAGUGCUUAAUGUAAGCAGAGGGACUGGGCCCAGGGAUAACCCCUGGUCUUGCAAAAAGGAGCCAUGAGCAUAUUCAUGAGAAGCAGCAGCAGGACCUGAGUUUCAUAACACAUCCAGAAUGGCCUGUUUCUGCCACCUCAGAUUUAUACCAGCGGACACGCAAGCUGCCUUGCAGUUGUGUGAUUAAGUGAUACGGCCUGGUGUGGAGAGAUGUUGGGGGUCAUUUAGUCGACUUUCCAAUGGCAACAUGAAAGAAAGACACGGCCCCCUUCGCCUGCCGUUGUACUGGGCUGUUGUACUCACCCUGACAUUGCGGACCUGCCCGGGGAGAGCCGAUGGGUGGCACGCGUCAGGGACUGAAUGGGCUGUGAAGACUGAGCUGCCCCUAAAAACUGACUUCAGUGGUUCAAGUUUAACAUAGCUUGGCAGCGGGGAAGUUUCUGUGCUCUCCCAGGGGACAGAAAGGACUCGAGUCUCCAGAGCAGUCAGGCCUGCCCCCCCUUUAUAGCACCGGGAUGGAUCUCGCUGUCCCGCAGGCUCUGUGUACACUUGUAAUCAAAGCCCAAAACCACACCUGAACAAAAUCAGAGCAAUCCUCCUUCUUCUACCCCUGGGACCCAAGCCAGGUGCCAGCAGAUUCUGCAUUAUUUACCUUCCUCCUGCUUCAUCAGCUCUCGUCUCAAGAGUUAAAACACCAGCUGUUCCACGGUAUUACCUCCUCUCGAGUCAAUUCAGGGCUCCCAUUAAGCUCUGUUUGCCUAAUGGUCCAGCUUAAAAGAUUCCCCACAUUCCUCCAAUUCUUGGACCGGAGCUAGAGACUAAUCCUGUUACCGAAGGGCAAGGCUGCACUCCUGUAACAAAGCAAAUAGCCACCUUUGCUUUCAUGCUGCUGCAGAUGAGAUUUUGCUGCAUAAUACAGGAAAGCACUCCUCCAACCAGCUCCGGUCCCGCAUAGCAGAGUCCUACCCGCGCACACCAGCCGGAGACGGGCUUCGCUGCUUGUCACAGCAGUGUCGUCACGGGGUGUAAAGCGGGCCGAAGACCCAGCCAUUUCAGCCUUGCUUUUGGUUGGUCCCUGUUGAGUAGAGAGACCUGGACCAGUGUCUUGUAGCAAGCGCCUUGCUGGGCCACGCGCCCAAGAGGUCCCUCGGAGCCAAGCAGGGGCAAGCUGGACCACGGAGGCAUCUCAGCAACCUGCAGACAGAGUAGGGAGCAGGGCUGAGGAGUCACCUGCUUUCUGAAUCUCUCUGCGCAUCAACAUAUUGCAUCAACAUACAGUUACCUGGGAGGGGUUAUAUGUACGUGCAUGCCACUUAAUGCCACCUCAACAAAACAUCUCUGGCCACCUUUUCACUCUGGGACGGUGCAGAUUGGAGGGGAAACAUCUGCAGGAACCAGAACUAAUUGGUACAGUGCUUCGCUCACAUUCGUCUGUCUUUAUGUUUUCUUCUCACCAGCCAGGCAAGCUAUGUGUUUCACCCGGAGGUGGCAGCAUUUCACCGACAGCCAAAGGUGGUUCUCUGAGGUAAUUUCCAUAACUCAUAAAUACUCCCCUACAGAGAGGGGAGGGGAGGGAAGGAGAGGGAGAGCAUGCACACCCCAGAAUAAAGCUUCUUGCACGAGAGAAAAGAAAGCACCCCUGAGCCAGUCAGUAUAGUAAAUAGCCAAAGCAAAGGAAUGCAUUUGCUCCAGGUAUAAGAGCACUGCAUGUAUUUGAUCGUCCAAAUCCCUCCUGCAGGAAGCAUUAGGUAUAUUAAUGUCAGCCUGAAAUACAACAGGGUCAAAGUUACUAGAAAUGCCCUGUGCUGCUUAUUAAAGGAAGAGCAGCGCUACCAUCGCCCCAAGUCUUCAGCUUGGUUUGUGCAAGGUUUCGGGAGCCACGUGGACUCCUGCCCGGCCUGAGCUCAGUAAGGGGGAGACGACCGCAAGCCAGUGAUGUUAAAAAAGACUUUUUAAUUGUACAUCAGACAUAUUAAUUACAACUUGAAUACAACAAAAGUUGGUUAUUAAAAGCAGCAACUUGAAAUCAUAAAUCUUUAGAAGGUGCAAAGAGUUGUUAUAAGAUCUAUGAGGCCUAACACAAAAUACUCUCUGGAAUAAAAUCUUUUUAAAGGCUUCCCCCUUCACCUCUGGAGCCAAAUGGGGGGUGGGGAUUUACCUGCAGGGCCUGUGCGGUGCCAGCUGGCUGGGGCAGGGACGGGUUUGAAUGUGCAAUGGCUUCUCAGAUUGCGCCCAGCAAGGAUUUAAAAAGCCUGCACGUGCUGGCGGUGCUGCGCGACGGUGCCCGGCAUCCCCCACCCCACGCAGUGACUUAGACCAGGGGUUCUCAGCCGCUGUAGACCCAAGACCCCCCUCUGGAUUGUCACUCGAUUUUUGACUACAGAAAAAACAGAGCAAUUCUUCCUUUGCAAAGAGCUCAAGCAAGACCUCAAUGGGGCAGAAUGGUCUGAACACUGUGGAUUCCUCUUUGUGAAUCGUGAAGGCACACCUACCAGUGCUAACACGGGGUGACUCCCAGCGGCACCCCUUAAAGGACCUCAAGGCAUCCUACGAAGCCACAGCACCCUGGUUGAGACUCACCAACUUAGUACUCAAAAGCUUUGCAGGCACUUGUGAAAGGUCAACGCAUUAAAUGAAUGCUUGGUAAC